Sorex araneus (European shrew) is the source of this 8401-nucleotide messenger RNA. RefSeq names its product diacylglycerol kinase epsilon (gene DGKE). The transcript has 12 exons. Gene Ontology annotation, molecular function: ATP-dependent diacylglycerol kinase activity. The record is from RefSeq and is a predicted model, not a curated record. Bases 231 to 1928 code for a protein of 565 amino acids. Lineage: Eukaryota; Metazoa; Chordata; Mammalia; Eulipotyphla; Soricidae.
GGCCCUCGCGUCCCACCUCGCACCUCCGCCCCGCCCGGGACCUCCGCCGCUGGCCCCGCCCCCGCCGCCGCCGCUCCUGUGCCCGGUGCGUGAGUGCGUGUGUGCGCGCGGAGUCCGGGGCUCGCUCAACGCUGCGCCGGCGUCGGUGGGAGUGCGGCCCGAGGCCUGGCCUGUGCAGCCGCGCCUCCGCCUCCGCUCGAGGCAGGAAGCGGGAGCCGGCGCUCGAGACGAUGGAAGAGGAGAAGCGAGCGGCGCCGGCCGCUGGGCUGUUUGCCGACGGCCACCUGGUGCUGUGGACGCUGUGCUCGGUGCUGCUGCCCGUGUUCAUCACGUUCUGGUGCAGCCUGCAGCGCUCGCGCCGGCAGCUGCACCGCAGGGACAUCUUCCGCCGGAGCCAGCACGGCUGGCGCGACACGGAUCUGUUCAGCCAGCCCACCUACUGCUGCGUGUGCGCGCAGCACAUCCUGCAGGGCGCCUUCUGCGACUGCUGCGGCCUGCGCGUGGACGAGGGCUGCCUCAAGAAGGCCGAGCAGCGCUUCCAGUGCAAGGAGAUCAUGCUCAAGAGCGACGGCGGCGGCGCCCGGGAGCCCAUGGCCCACCACUGGAUCCGGGGCAACGUGCCCCUCUGCAGCUCCUGCGUGGUGUGCAGGCAGCAGUGCGGCAGUCAGCCCAAGCUCUGUGAUUACAGGUGCAUUUGGUGUCAAAAAACUGUUCAUGAUGAGUGCAUGACAAAUAGCUUGAAGAAUGAGAAGUGUGAUUUUGGGGAAUUCAGAAACCUCAUCAUUCCUCCAAGUUACUUGACCUCUAUUAAUCAGAUGCGUAAAGACAAAAAAACAGAUUAUGCAGAGCUAUCCUCUAAACUUGGAAAGGAAUGGACACCAUUAAUAAUCCUGGCCAACUCUCGCAGUGGAACCAACAUGGGAGAAGGACUGUUGGGAGAAUUUAGGAUCCUCCUAAAUCCAGUGCAGGUGUUUGAUGUCACUAAGACUCCUCCUUCGAAAGCCCUGCAGCUUUGUACUCUGCUUCCCUAUCACUCUGCUCGAGUGCUUGUCUGUGGCGGGGACGGUACGGUGGGCUGGGUCCUGGAUGCAGUUGAUGAAAUGAAGAUUAAGGGACAAGAAAAAUACAUUCCACAAGUUGCCGUCCUGCCUCUGGGGACGGGCAAUGAUCUGUCCAAUACUCUGGGCUGGGGGACAGGUUACGCUGGAGAAAUCCCAGUCGCACAAGUUUUAAGAAAUGUGAUGGAUGCCGAUGGAAUAAAACUAGAUAGAUGGAAAGUUCAAAUAACAAAUAAAGGUUACUAUAACUUACGAAAACCCAAGGAAUUCACCAUGAACAACUAUUUUUCUGUUGGACCCGAUGCUCUCAUGGCUCUCAAUUUUCAUGCUCACCGUGAGAAGGCACCGUCUCUGUUUUCUAGCAGAAUUCUUAAUAAGGCUGUUUAUUUAUUCUAUGGAACCAAAGACUGUUUAGUACAAGCAUGUAAAGAUUUGAAUAAAAAAAUUGAGCUAGAGCUGGAUGGUGAGCGCGUGGACCUGCCCAGCCUGGAAGGUAUCAUAGUUCUGAACAUCGGCUACUGGGGCGGCGGCUGCCGGCUGUGGGAAGGAAUGGGAGAUGAGACUUACCCGCUCGCCAGGCACGAUGAUGGUUUGCUGGAAGUGGUUGGAGUCUACGGGUCUUUCCACUGCGCCCAGAUCCAAGUGAAGCUGGCCAACCCCUUCCGAAUAGGGCAGGCCCACACGGUGCGGCUGAUUCUGAAGUGUUCGAUGAUGCCCAUGCAGGUGGAUGGAGAGCCGUGGGCCCAGGGGCCCUGCACUGUCACCAUAACUCACAAGACGCACGCCUUGAUGUUGUAUUUCUCCGGCGAGCAGACAGAUGAUGACAUCUCUAGUAAUUCAGAUCAGGAGGACUUAAAGGAAACUGAGUAAAUGGAUGAGGAGACAAAAACGUGAUGUAGAGUUUCCUCAGACAAGUAAUAAUGCCUCCCCCGACCCCACUGUCGGAGAACUUCUCUAUCUGCUGUAUAGACCUCAAUUCACCAGUAGUGUAAUGGGUAUACAAUAAUAUAAGCAGCAUUUAAAAACAGCCAGACUUCCAGCUGUUUAUAAAUGCCUGCCCUUUUUUCAAAAUGAUUUGAUCAUAUAAUACUUUUAAGAAGUCAUGAUGUAGGGCUGGAGCGAUAGCACAGCGGGUAGGGCGUUUGUCUUGCACGCGGCGACCCGGGUUCGAUUCCCAGCAUCCCAUAUGGUCCCCUGAGCACCGCCAGGAGUAAUUCCUGAGUGCAGAGCCAGGAGGAACCCCUGUGCUUUGCAAAGUCCUGUUGAGGGGCCGGAGAGAUAGUACAGCAGGGAGGGUGCUUGCCUUGCAUGCAACUGGCCAAGGUCCAAUCCCCGGCACCCCAGUGCUCCCCUGAGCCUGCCAGGAUCUCUGAGUGCAGAGCUAGGAGUAAACUCUGAGCACAGGCAGGUGUGCGUCUCCCCCCAAAAAAUAAGUUACGAUUAUAUGUGAAGGUGAAAUGUUUUUCUUAUUUUUAUGUUUGAGGAGUGAGUCACUUUGAACACUUGCUUUCUUUCCCCUCUUUUCUUGAGCUACACAUUUGAUGGACACAUUUUACAUCGUGCUAUUGCAUGUUGGUGGAACAUCUUCUUCAUCUUCAUUUUUAGUCUGGUGGCACCAUAACAUUUUAAAACUCAUCUUGCUUUUUUACUAUUUUUCCCCAAAAAAAAGGUGGUAUGUGGAAACAGCAGAGUUAACACUGGGCACCCUUAUGUAGCCUGUCUCUGAAGAUUUUCUAAAACCUAGCAGUGACCAGGCAGAUACUUAGAUAUCUGUUUCCAGGAAACCUUAACAAGAGAAUUAUAGGGGCCAGCGCUAUAGUACAGCGGGUAAGGCGUUUGCUUUGCAUGUGGCUGACCCGGGUUUGAUCCCUGGCAUCCCACAUGGUCCCCUAAGCACCGCCAGGAGGAAUUUCUCAAUGCAGAGCCAGGAGUAACCCCUGAGCAUUGCUGGGUGUGACCUGAAAGGAAAAAGAGAGAGAGGGAAGGAGAAAGAGAAAUAUUUCUUUUUAAAAGACAGUAGUUAAGAAUUUUUUUUAUCAAAGGAGCAUUUUCAGGGGCCGGAGUGAUGGUACGGCAGGAAAGGAUGCAUGCCUCACAUGCAGCUGACCCAAGUUGGAUCCCCAGCAUCCCAGAUGGUCCCCCAAGGAGUCAGUUCCUGAGCGCAGAGGCAGGAGUAACCCCUGAGCAUCACUGGGUAUGGCCCAAAAACCAGAAUAAUAGUAAUAAAGACAAAGAAGCAUUUUCAAAUCCUCAUAUGUAUUUAGCUUAAUUAUGUUAAUUACUUUGUUGAGCCAGGUUUCAGCACAUUGUUUUAUUGUCUGGCCUAAGUGAAGGAGAACCACUGAGGGUGAGCUGGUGGGCAUCAUUGAGAGCCCCGGGGCUUUGCGCUCAAAACCCUUAGUUCACCCGCAUCUCUUGAUGAAAAGACCAUGUUAGCAAUUAUUUUUAAGUGUACUGAAGAGAAUGUAAUAGAUUAAUUGUGGCCCUGGAAGUUGAGUGACGAUCACUAAGUCUCAGUUCAGUUGAAGUUCCAGGUCUCGGAUCUGAAGUAUCAGCAGAGUUUCAGGGGGCAGGGGGCGCACAGAGUCCUCUGCUGAAACCUUUGUGUCAUAUUUAUUUUUAAAUGAAAGAGUUUUAUAUUUAUUUAUUUCCUUGUGGUAUAUAUCUGUGUUUAGUGUUUACAGUAUGUGGCUUUAUUGAAUGAACUGAUCCCAUAAAUUCUGCGAGUCACAGAAAUGUAGCCUGUUGGCUGCUGCGUAAUUAAAACCCAUAAAGUAAUUUUCCCGCCAGGUCUAUUUUAGUCUCAUUCUUCAGAAACGUUUUUCAGUAUUUUUAAAAGGUGAAAUGACCUUAAAAAGAAAAAUAGGGGGUGGGGAGAAACCGGGUCUGGAGCGAUAGGACAGCAGGUAGGGUGCUUGCCUUACAUUUGGCCUACUGGUGGUCAAUCCCUGGCAACCCAUAUGGUUCCCCUAAACCCCACCAGGAGUGAGCACUGAGCACAGAGCCAGGAGUAAUCCCUGAGCACUGCCAGGUGUGGUCAAAAAAAAAAAAAGAGGAAUUAAAUUGUCAGCAGCCUCAAUCACUUGGAAGUUUUAUUCCUCGCCCAAAAAAGUAUUGAGGUAGUCUCAAGAGUUCCCAUUAGAGGGCGCUCCUCUGCUUGCUAGCCAGUCCUUCCUCAGUGCCUGCAGUUUGCCCCACUGGGUAUCGGGCCUGGGGCUUUCCUCACAGGCGCCCUCCUUGCCAGUUUGGUGGGCUUUCAUGAUAUGAAAUGCUGAAAGAUAGGACUGUAUCACCCAAAAUACCACUAGCUCCCCUGCAGGAUCCUAUGAAUCUACAAUGUACAAAUUUCCAUAAAUUCGAAUUGUCACCCUCAGGCCAUGUUUUGAAGGAACAGCUUGGUGUGGACAGUGGUCAGUGCAUUAUAUGUGUACAUCCUGAUGCAGAAUGCUUCCGUUUGACCGAAAGAUUUUGUGAGCAGAUCUGUUAUUCGUCCACCUUGCACGGAAGGAAGCCUCUUACAGUGGUGGCUUAGUUGUCUAGAUUUUCCUUUUAAAAAGCUGAUCAUGGGGGUUGGAGCGAUAGUACAGCUGGCAGGGCAUUUGCCUUACAUGCAGCCCAGCGACCUGGGUUUGAUCCCCAGUAUCCCUUAUGGUCCCCAAGCAUCUCCAAGAGUAAUUCCUGAGUACAGAGCCAGGCAUAAUCCCUAAGCAUCACUGGGUGUGAUCAAAAAAGCCCAGUUAAAAAAAAUUUUUAAAAAGCUGAUGAUGUUUUUAGUCUGAUGGAUCUUUGUUUAAUUCAUGAUCAAAAUUAUUUCAGAUGCCACAUUUUAUGCACUGUUAAAUUUACUUUGCUUCAGGUUAUGUUUUGUCUGUAAUUUAUAGUGGUAACUUUGAGAUCAAAGUAAAUCAUUAUAUUGGGGUAUCAAUUAAAACAAUCAAAAUAACUAUGCAGUUUUGAUUGUUACAACUGUAACCAUGAUGUUACUUUGGACGUAGAGCAAGUUUGUAUAUAAUACCUUUCAUUUAUUUAAGCAGGUUGGUUUUUAAUUAUCAUAAUCCUGUCUCACCACCCCCACCCCCACCCCUUGCCCUCAUAGUUUUUCCAUUGCCCUAGUCACUCAUUCAGAUUGAAUUUUUAUUUAGGGAAGUUGAGAGCAUCUUACUUAACAGAAUUCAUUUACUUUUUUAAGGCACACUUACUGAAAGUUUCAAAUAAAUGUGUAGACCUGUGCCUUUGCUUCAAGAUUUAUAAAAACAACUUAUAAAGACAUUUUGCAGUUGGUCAUAUUACCAGAGAUUCUCCAUUUUACACACUCACAAAAAAAUCAUAAUUUGCAACAAGGUUUUCCUGUUUCAUUUUGAAUUAUCUUUUUCAAAAAUAAGACUUAAGUUCCUGCAUUCUCAGGAAGAAAAUACAUGAAGUAAAGAAUAUAUCUCUGUUUUCCAAGUUUCGUAUUUUACUGUCUGUACAUCCCUAACUCCUUAAGAACUUGAUGGCUUAAAUUCCUGACUACUGGCAGCUCUUACAGUUCCAAAUAAUACAUGAUGAUAAUUUUAUUGCUCUUUCUACGUGUAAUAGAAAUCAGACUGACUUGUGUUUUAAAAUGCAGGUUGUCUAGUGAGAUUACAUGAUGCCAAGAUGUGUUCUUGAUUUUCUGCAGCAGUUAGCUGUGAACUUUUCAGAUAGCUAAUGUUUAUAAAAAUUUUAUAGUCCAAAGUAUUUAUUUUUUAUUUUUUUAGGGUGUGAAAAACAUGUGCAGUGUUUGCUUUCUAAAGUACAUUUGCUUAUUUAAAGUUGUGAACUGUGCUGUGACUCAACAAUAUUAGUCUUUCUUGCUCUGUAAUUAUACUGAACUAGCAUGUGAAAAAAAAAUAGUUUGCAUUUGUAACAUAAAGUCAUACUGUAUUUAUGGACAUUAUGAAAAUUUAAAUUUGCACUAUCUAGAAAAAUUUAAAGGUAACAUUAAUUUACAGGUUUAUGUGGAUCCAAACACCUGGUUUAUACCUGUUCGCCUGAAAAAGUCAAUGGAAUGAGUGAUGGUUUCUCUAAAAUAUAUUGAAGCAAGAACCAGCACUUUAUAUAGAGAACUUUUUUUAAUUUGACCUGAUUUUGAAAAAUGGAAUGUAGAUAGAUUUUUUUAAAAUCUUGACAUUUUAAAUGGGGGGGAGGGUGUGUGGAGGUGGUGUUAUCUAGCCCAAGACAAAUGGUGUGUUUUCUGCAGCAAGAUGGAUGUUUUGGUUGCACUUUUAAGUACAUGCCUCUACCUUGCUGAAGUUUCCCUUUUAAGGCCGAUUUCCUGUUCCUCUCUGCAACCAAACUACCUGGGUAACUGGUUGAUGAUAAAUGCCCAAGCCUAACCCUCCAUUCCACUGAGCGAUGUCUCUGGAGUGGAGAGACACAGAGAGAGAGAGAGAGAGAGAGAGAGAUCUGGAGUCGAGAGAGAGAGAGAGAGAGAGAGAGAGAUCUGGAGUCUUCACUGCACUCCUGGGCUGUUGGAUUCACAGUGGCAGUUUAAAGCUGCCAUUCUUGAGGGGUUUGGGAUGUCUGGAGCUCAGUGGUAGCAAGCAUGGACCCUGGGGUUUGGAAGCCCUGGGUGUGAGCCCGGCAGCACAUGGAAAAUUAAGCUACUGAUCUGUAUCUCGUGUGUUCAGGCACUUGGCCUGGGCAGACUUGAUGCAGUCAAGUUAAUUGGGCGGUCUCAAGAUCUGGCCACUUGAUUGGCCUCCUCAAGUUAUUCUCCUAAAGGAACUCUGAAAAUUCCAUUUCCUUUCGAUCCACCUUGGUGUAUUUUAGAGAUAAGUUAGAAGCCUCAAGUUCUUAGGUGGCGCUGUAGCUUCUACACGACAAUGUUUAGAGUCUUGGAGAACGAGCUCUUUCCCACCACCUCCCACCCCGAUUUGAUUUUAUUUUAAUAAAGUGGUUCACAGUAAUUUACCGUGUUCAGUAUUCCCACACCAAUCCCACCACCAUGACACCUUCCCACUGCCUUUAGCUACCCUCCCUACCACCCAAGUCUCAUGUGAAGUGAGCAGCCUCCUGCAUGGAGAACAAGUUCUUUCAACGGGGUUUUAGUAGAUAAAAUAGUUCCUCUUACCAAGUUCUUUCAACAGGGUUUUAGUAGAUAACAUAGUUCCUCUUACAGAAAAAAAAAAACACAACACUAUGUUUUGGAGGGUUUAGAAGGAACUACUGUAGUGACUCUCACUUGCUUCUUGGAAUCUGACCACUUGGCUGUCUCAUAAAUCUUCAAGGCAUUUUGUUGACUAGUGAAGCACUGAUUAGCCUCUAUUUCUUGCAUUUCUAAUUUUAGACAAGUAUAGAAACUGUCUGUGUAGUUCGGUAGUUGUGUCUAUAUUGGCAUAUUUAUCCCAAGGGCCCUGAGAUACGCUUGACAGGGCUCAAAAAGCUAAAUUCCCAGUCCUAGAGAAAGAAUCAAAAAGCUGUCACCUGAUAUAGAUGCUGAGCUUCCUCACCUGCAGAAAUGUCUGCAGAAAAUCAGCCAUCUAGAAGCUACAAUGUAAAUGUCUAAGAUGUCAGACCCAAAACACCUCCUCAGUCUCCCCACUCAGUGCCAGAACAGAAGGCACUGGGCCGUAGGACAGGUGGGACGUUGCAAAGGGGGAGCUGGAAAGUAAAGUCAAGUUGCUUUCCUUGUCUGGCAUUUCCCAGGCACGAGGGCAUCCUCCUGGUAGGAUGCGGCGUUUCUGCUGAGAAAGAUCUCGUCUAAGGACCAGCACUUUGCAAAGUUGGAUGGCGGGGUCCACCCUGUCCUCCCUACUCCACAUCUGGCCUCUGCCAGCAGGGUCUCUCCAGUUUGGCCUGUUUGAGUGAAUCGCACAGAUACAUUCUGUCUCUCGGAUAUGUUUUGGCUGUGUUUCGUGUUUCGGUCGUUUGGGGUUUGUUUUUGGUUCUGUUUCAGUGCCAGGGAAUCCAACCCAGAACCUCAUGCUUGGAAGGCUGCCACUCUCCCGUCGGGCUCCCCCCUCAGCCCAAAGCACUCUCUGAUGUGAAAUUCAAUCAAUUUUCUCCAAGUUGAGAGCAUCCUGGAUCCUCGGCCAUGGUCAGUGUUGAUGGCAAACUGAGUCAGAUCUCUGAACCCACAGUGUCAAGGACAUUUGUCGUGGCUUCACUCAAGCAAGCCAGCAGGCCCCUUGCACUUGGUUCCGUGUCUCCGAUCCACAGUGCUCCACAGCCACACUUGGUCCUCCUGUGUGAACUCUUUUUUUUUUUUCCUGCCCUGGGUCUGUGAUUUGGUCAGUGCCUACAGAGAAAUGUAAAUUCAAGCAUUUGCUAUGUUGAUGACGUUUGUUUCUAAAAUAAAAUUAGAAGUGCAGCACUUUUAA